AAGGAUGACGAAGACAAUCUCUCCUACUCCGUUCUUGCCAUAACAACCAAAACUUUUAGUAAGGUUGAAGAACAGAGGACAGAAAAACAGAGCAAGAGAAAACAGGGGCGACCUGACCUUCACAAACACAAAAGCGAUGGCAAGGAACUCAAACGUGGCGUUUUUUGUAGCCAUGGCCGCUCUGGCUUUGGUUAUGAACUCGGUGGGGGCAGCAAAUACUUAUGAAGUGGGUGAUGCGUUGGGUUGGAUCGUCCCUCCCCCUGGAACUUACGCUACCUGGGCUUCAAACAAGACCUUCACUGUUGGCGACGUUCUUGUGUUCAAAUUUAGCAGCGGAAAUCAUGACGUAGCUGAAGUGACAAAGGCAGCUUAUGAUUCUUGCAAUGCCACGAGCCCCAAUUCAAUGGAGACUAACGGCCCUGCAAAUCUCACACUGAGCACUUCAGGGGAGCAUUAUUACAUUUGUACCUUUCCUGGCCAUUGUACUGGUGGUCAAAAGUUGAGCAUCAAUGUCACCGGAACUUCAUCUCCAGCUCCAGCUCCCGCACCAAGUACUAGCUCUCCUCCUCCUUCACCUUCACCUUCACCACCGGCCGCUGUUCCGGCACCCGCUCCCAGUACUAGUUCUCCUCCACCACCGGCCUCUGUUCCGGCACCCGCUCCCAGUACUAGUUCUCCUCCUCCACCGGCCGAUGUUCCGACAUCGCCUCCGAGUACUAGCACUACCCCUCCUCCAUCUGGCAACCCUCCACCACCACCGCCAAGUGCAGCAACAUCUCUUAGGGUUGCUGGCCUAUCUGCAACCUUCCUUUCCAUUGCUUUGGCUUUGUUGUUUUAGAUGGAUGCGUGUCGGUAUAUAGGUAAUUUGCGUGAUGUGAUUCAUUUUAAUUAAUUAUUAGACAGCGCAGCGCUAUAUGGGAUGGCGUACGUGAUUGUUGUUUUUAUACACAAUAUAUUAUUGAUCACUUUUUUUUUGCAUAAUAAUAAUAAAGCUGAUUUAGAGUUUUGGACAUUUCA
This is a messenger RNA of Prunus avium (sweet cherry), 1017 nucleotides long. NCBI's taxonomy places the organism in Eukaryota, Viridiplantae, Streptophyta, Magnoliopsida, Rosales, Rosaceae. The record is from RefSeq and is a predicted model, not a curated record.